GUGUGUGUCCCCGUCGGCAUCGCCAUACCUGAUUUUCUUGGUUCAUCACUUCGAUGAAAUAAAAUUCAUUAAAACAAAAGAGAAAGGGAAAAAGAAGGAAGCAGAACGAGAAGAGGAAAAACAAACAAAAAAAAGCUCUCUUCUUUGAUCCCCAAUUCUUCUUCGGUGCCCGUCCUAUUAUCCUCCUCGCUAACACACACCAGUAAGAUGUAUGUGAGAGCAGUUCCUCCGACGGAUUUGAAUCGGAACACGGAGUGGUUCACCUAUCCAGGCGUCUGGACCACCUACAUCAUCAUCCUCUUCACAUCCUGGUUCAUGGUUCUCUGCCUCCUGGGUUGCUCUGCCGGCACCGCUUGGACCGUCGUCCAUCUCGCCCACUUUCUCGUCACCUACCACUUCUUUCACUGGAAGAAGGGGACUCCAUUUGCUGACGAUCAAGGUAUCUAUAAUGGGUUGACUUGGUGGGAGCAAAUUGAGAAUGGGAAGCAACUCACACGCAAUAGGAAGUUUCUGACCGUUGUGCCAGUUGUUCUGUAUCUAAUAGCAUCGCACACAACAGACUACCAAAAUCCAAUGCUGUUCUUCAACACGCUGGCCGUCUUUGUUCUGGUAGUCGCCAAGUUCCCUCACAUGCACAAAGUCCGCAUAUUCGGGAUCAAUGGGGAUUUCUGACUGCGAACUUUGAGAAGGCGGUUGAAACAUGGUUGGUUGUUCAUCGUGGAUCGCACCAUUCUGUGGAAUUCUCUCUUUAGUAAGUAGGUUGGUUGAACCAUCAUUUUGACAGCAGUUCAACGUAAUUGGGGGGAAUAGGCCCCCUGUACAGACACGAAUCGAAAAGAAGGAAGGAAAAAAAAAAGUACUGGAAAGGGUAAUGCCAUUUUUAUGCUCUUUUUUCUCUCUCGCUAGUAUGGAAGUGAAUAUGUACUAUACCCAUCAAGCAGAACUGGAUACGAAAUCCUGGGGUAGAAAAUGAAACAUUCUGUUCUAGAGACUUGAACUCCAUCUUCUCUGUAUACCUUGUGGGUGAUGAUGCUAAGACUGUUUGAUGUUUCGUUCACAUGAACAGAGAAUGUGGAGCACCAUUGAUGGCCUCCUGUCGGAUUUCACUUAUCAGAAUAGAGUUGCUAGGAUUAAUGAUUCUUUGUGAGUAGGAUGUUACGACGGAACGGAGACUGAUAGUAGUGGGGGAAAGUGGCGUGGCUUGGCGUGGUGUGAAUGAAUUAUUCU
This is a messenger RNA of Linum tenue, 1227 nucleotides long. Lineage: Eukaryota; Viridiplantae; Streptophyta; Magnoliopsida; Malpighiales; Linaceae. The record is from the annotation of a GenBank genome assembly.